Messenger RNA from Catharus ustulatus (Swainson's thrush), 4191 nucleotides. It is a transcript of the gene CRBN, whose product is annotated as cereblon. Gene Ontology annotation, cellular component: Cul4A-RING E3 ubiquitin ligase complex. The transcript has 12 exons. Lineage: Eukaryota; Metazoa; Chordata; Aves; Passeriformes; Turdidae. Gene Ontology annotation, biological process: protein ubiquitination. The record is from RefSeq and is a predicted model, not a curated record. Bases 248 to 1492 code for a protein of 414 amino acids.
AGUGGAGGCUUUGGCUGAUGGAGGGAGAAGGAUGCAGUCCCAUUUCUCUGUGGUAUCCAGCAGAAAAGGAGGGAACAAUCCCAAACUCCUCUCCAAAACUCAGAGAGCUCAGUGGGUUGGAGUAACCUGAUGAGAACCCACAGCUCACCCAACAAAAUCAGAAUCCACUCCAAUCCCUCUCCGUGCUCAGACACUUGAGGACAAGCUGUGGCCAUUGUUAGAGAGUGAGGAAGAGGAUGACAAUGAAAUGGAAGUGGAAGACCAAGAUGGUAAAGAAGCUGAGAAGCCAAACAUCAUUAAUUUUGAUACCAGUUUGCCCACAUCACAUAUGUACCUGGGCUCGGACAUGGAGGAGUUCCACGGGAGGACGGUGCACGAUGACGACAGCUGCCAGGUGAUCCCCGUGCUGCCCCGGGUGAUGGUGAUGCUGAUCCCCGGGCAGACGCUGCCGCUGCAGCUCUUCCGCCCCCAAGAGGUUAGCAUGGUGCGGAAUUUAAUUCAGAAAGACAGAACCUUUGCUGUCCUUGCAUACAGUAAUGCACAUGAGAGGGAAGCACAUUUUGGAACCACAGCAGAAAUCUAUGCCUACAGAGAAGAACAGGAAUAUGGAGUUGAAACAGUCAAGGUGAAAGCAAUAGGAAGGCAGAGGUUCAAGGUGCUUGAAAUCCGAACACAGUCAGAUGGAAUCCAGCAGGCUAAAGUGCAGAUCCUGCCUGAGCGAGUGCUGCCCCCCACCAUGGCAGCAGUGCAGCUGCAGUCCCUCAGCAGGUGCCACGUGGUGCCCUCCUCCAAACCCUCCUGGCAGGACAGAGCCAUCAGGCAGUGGUGGCAGAAGUACCAGAAGAGGAAGUUCCACUGUGCAAGUUUGACAUCUUGGCCCCCCUGGCUCUACUCUCUCUAUGAUGCUGAAACCUUGAUGGAAAGAGUCAAGAGGCAGCUCCACGAGUGGGAUGAGAACCUCAAAGAUGAAUCUCUUCCAUCAAACCCAGUAGAUUUUUCUUACAGAGUUGCUGCCUGCCUGCCCAUUGAUGAUGCUUUACGUAUCCAGUUGCUCAAAAUAGGCAGUGCUGUGCAGAGGCUGCGCUGUGAGUUGGAUAUCAUGAACAAAUGUACAUCUCUGUGUUGUAAGCAAUGCCAAGACACAGAAAUAACUACCAAGAAUGAAAUAUUCAGCUUAUCCUUGUGUGGGCCCAUGGCAGCCUAUGUGAAUCCCCAUGGGUACAUCCAUGAAACCCUCACUGUGUACAAAGCCUCCAACCUGAGUCUCAGUGGACGGCCCUCCACAGAGCACAGCUGGUUCCCUGGGUACGCCUGGACCAUCGCCCAGUGCAGGAUCUGUGGGAGCCACAUGGGCUGGAAGUUCACAGCCACCAGGAAGGAGCUGUCCCCCCCCAAGUUCUGGGGGCUGACGCGCUCGGCGCUGCUGCCGCGCAUUCCCGAGGGCGACGCCGAGGACUCGGAGCGCGGCCGCUCGCCGCUGCUGUGCCUGUGACACCCGUGGGCCCUGGCCAGUGCUGCUUCCCUGCUUCCCCAGCCCAGGAGCCCCAGGAGCCCUCCCAGCCCCGGAUCUGGGCUCUGCCAGCUCCCUGUGCUGCUCUCAGCAGCAGUGCUGUUCCUGAGACAGCGCAGUGCGGAUCCUCGGGGGACGCCGGGAAAUCUCUGAUCCACACGGACACACUUGAGACUGGACUUGUGUAAUUCCCUCUUGCAGGGAAGGAAGAGGGAUGGAAGCUAAAAUCCACCUGAAAUCCCAAUAAGCAGAGUCAGAUUGAUGCAAUAUUCCCAGGAUGGUAGAUAGUUACCUGCUGUGCAGUGUUUGCCAUAACACACUGACACGUGGUGUGCUGAGAAUCCCCGCUUCUAACUCUGUGAAAUCCUUCAGGUUUGCUGCUUGUGCUGUUCCUCAGCUUUCUGCUGAAUAACCAUGGAAGAGAGAAGCAGCCUGAGAGUUUCUGAGUGCUGGAAUUGCAGCUCCUCCCAGGAUGGAAGCCGUGGGGAAGUGUCUGUUCCUUACAAGUUGUCUCAUCUGUUUAGUCCAUUUGACUUUAGAAGUUUUAAAUUUUAAACUGUUGGUAAGAAGUGCAGAGGUCAGUCCCAGAGGGCAAACAGCAUUGUCAUGUUCUGUUCAGUGUGCUUCAAUUAUUCCCCAAAUUAUUGCUGGGUAAUUUACCAGUGGAGAUGUCCAGGUUUGGGAAGGACUCUAAAACACCCCACUGAGGUGAUUUUAAAGUACUUGUUGUCACAAAGGGAAGGAAAAUUCUCUUUUAAUUAUUUUGUUUUAACUUUCAGAUCAUAAAGUAAAAGUUCACAUUAUCACCUUAUAAAGAGCAAAAAUUUCCCAAUAAAACAGAAAUAAAGGCAGUGCUUUUUUGUGGGGAGGUUUCUUGGUAGAGCUUUGGUUUGGUUUUCAUUUUAUCUGUGCUCCACAAAUUGGUUGCAAACUGGGGCAGCUUUUCCCACUGAUUUAUUGUUUUUGUUUUCCUCACAGAAUGCACUUUGGUGAUGGCAAUGGAGAUUUUUUCACUGCUUGUGCACAUAAGCACUUGUUUUUCUUGUGAGCUUUUAUCAUUCACUCUUAAUUUCUUCACAGUGAUGUAAAAGCAGUCAGGUUUAAGACAUGAGCCAGUGGUUGCUUUUCUCUGCCAGGCUCCAGGCAGGUGUAGCAAGGACAGAUCAGCUGAGGGCCAAGCCUGGCACAGCAGGGGCUGAAUUCCCAUGACCUGCAGCAGGAAAAACUCCCCAGACCAUGGACUUGCUGCUGGGUGUUUGCCAUGCCAGGUAUGUAGAGAUUAAAUGUGUAACUCAGGUGUAGUUCUUUGAAACUUCCUACCUCUGUGCUGCUUCUGUUCUUCUCAGACACCUGGAAUUCCAUGUGCAGUGCCCUGGCUUGGCAGUGAGCUGUGAAAAGCAAGGAUUGGGAUGUGGCUCUGAGCAAACAGAGGGUGAUGAGGACUCAUUUUCACCCAGAAAACUUUCUGUAUGUUGGUAAUGAUUCAUGGCAAGCUUGGAAAGCCAAGCAGGGCUGUGAGAGGUGACUCUGAAUGCUCUGUGUGUGAAUCCAUGGAGCCAGGCCUGGCUUUCCCCAGCCCUGCACACACAGCACACCUGGGCUGGACUUUUGGCUGAUUUUUACUUUUCCCCUCAAAGUCCUUCCUGUCUGUUCUGUGACCCUCAGGGGUUGGUGGUGGCAGAAGUUGGAGGGUGCUCCCAGCACCUUGUGCUGCCUGGGUGUGAGAGUUCACUGGGGCUGGGGAGUGGAAAUUCCAAAAGGAUUCUCUGCAGUCACUGAACUUCUAAAGGUUCAGUUCCUUGGGGUUUUGGUUGUUUGGAUUCUCAAUUAAAAAUGGCAAUGAUUGAAUCCAGAAUAAACAUAUUUUUGGUGUUCUGUGUAUAUAAACUGAUAUAAUUGAGGUAAGUCAAGAGUAAAUUAACACCAAUUAAAUUGUGUUGUUGAUGCUGCUGUUCCAUGUGCUGAGCCUGGGUGGUGUUUGCUGUACUGGAGUCCAUGACACUUCCCAGGCUGGAUGCAGUCCUUCCAGGGAGGCAUCAGAGGAUGCAGCACUCCAGGCUGUGGAGCUGGGGAUGGGUCCUUACACUGGUUCAUAUUUUACUUGCUUUUCUCUUUUUUGAAGAGAAAACCAUUGGUGGGAAUUCAGGAAAAUUUGGAACAUCAGUAUGGAAAAAUACAGACAGCAACUGCUUAGGAGAGCUAAUGAAAGGAAACAGAUUUUAAGAAUAUUUACUACAUUUACCCCAUUGAUGGGCUGAGUAGCUUCAUGCAGGAAUUAAUUAAAGAAUUCAGUGGGCAGGACUGAGGGAUCACAGGAUUUACAGCACAGAUUUGCUCAUUUUCAAGCAUCAUUGCAGCAUCACCAACACCCCCAGUCAGAGCCUGUAACUUUGCAAGUUUUCUUUUCUUUUAGUUUCAUUUUGACAAACAGGUAGAACCACUUGUACACUGGGUCUGAAACAUUUCAGAUGCUCAUUUGUUUUUUUAUUAAUGCUCUUUCUGGAUGUGCUGCUGUUCAUUUGUUCCUCUGUCACCUUUAAUUGCUCUGUAAACUGCUCCAGGAGUAGCCCAGUCUCUGCUUUAACUCUUCCUUCUCUCUGCCUUUUGGGACAACUUUUCUGACAAAUCUUGUGGCUUGCAAAUAUUUGCAAAGAAUAAAAUUCAAUUUGUUUCAAAACUCA